GGCAAGGGAUCCUUUCAGAAUCCUUUGAGCCAGUAUCCCCGCGGCAAAGGCUUUGAAGAGCCGUAUCCGGCAGAGGAACUGAAGGAGGUGCCACAGCUACCAACUCCAGUUGAGAGCACAAGUUCACGAAGGAAAACCAUGGUGGGCGUCCCUGGAGAAGUCCGGGAAGUUCUGUCCAAAGAUGCCAAGGACAAGUUGGUGGCAAUGGUCACACCGGUGCCUUCUGCGGUGACGGUCGCUUCCGCAGUUACAGUCGCUUCCGUGGCUUCCGUGGCUUCUGUGGCUACGGUGUCCCCUCCUGAGGGGCCGCGGAUUGAAGCGAGAAGCAACGAAGAGAGCCAGGUGAGCCGCUUGGAACCACAGAGAUUUGUGCCUGAUCCGUUGCCAACAGAGAAGCCGCAAAGUCCAGAGCGGCACCUGGAAGAGUUCCAGGCAAGUGCCACGAGUCCUUCAAAAGAAUCUCCAAAGCGAUCCAGGAUGAAGAGUCGGUCGCGAUCGACUUCUUUCAACGACGCUGAGGAGAAGCGCGGGAUCCGGGCAGAUGGCUUGCAAGAACUUCUGCAGGAAGUCUAUGACAAGUUCAGGCGCUGCUCUGCGCAGUUGCGAGAAGCGGAUCUGCACCGGGGCAAAAUCCAGGCUCCUGGUUCCAACGCAGGCGCAGGUGCAGAGGACACUGACCUGGCUGAUACAUGGCAAGAAGUGGAGUGGUUACGACAGGCAGUAGUGGGCAUGCACAGCCACCUUUUGCUUGCGCAGAAGCGGCAGAAUGUCUUAGAGAAGAGAUGCAAAGAUUUUCAAGACAAGAUCUCCGAAAUUCGUUCACAAACAGGGCCUGCACCUGACAGCACACUCUUGGCUCCACCACGGUCAGAGAAAGAGGAGAAGCCACGGGCAGUCUACGCUCCCCAUGUUGCAAACGUUGCAAACGUUGCCAACGUUGCCAACCUUGCCAACGUUGCUGUUGCUAACGUGGCUUGCAACUCCACUCCACGUGGACGAGGGCCAGUGACCACCUAUGUGCACCCUCCAGCACAAAUUCGCGCAGCAUCAGCUCCACAGGUUGGCCUUGGAAGAGUUGCAAUGCCUAAAGGCUAUGCCUCUGAAGUGUGUUUGCCAUCCCCGCGCCAGGUCUUCCAAGAGUCUCCAGCUUUGCGAAGACAGGGACCUCAAGCCUUCGUUCCGGUGCAUUCAGCAUCACCCGGGAAAUUGCCCUUAACUUCUCGGAUACAAAUUGCGUCCAUGGAGGGAAGCCCGGUCUUCAUGCCCUCGCCGCAGAGUGCUUCUCACGCUUCUCCAGCACAAGGGGUUAGGGCCUGGUUGUCCUCUCCGAUGCCUUCCAUUUCGGCACCCGUCACACCAGUGAGAACUCCCGUUCCGACGCCGCUGGCAUCGCCUGCACCCACGCCUCCGGUGCCAGGACCAGGUCUUCCAGGGCUCCUCUAUGGUUCGGCGCCAUUAGCACCAACCUUAAUGCCAAGCUCGCAGUUGACAGGCUCCUGGUCCGUCCCACACCCCAUGAGGUAUCCGAUGCCGAUGCCUCAAAUGCCCCCGAUGCCUUUCAGCCAGAGCAUGCUGGGCAUCGGUCCUAGCAUCGGUAUGCAGGGCAGCGGAAAUCAGAGCUUGGGGCGGUUUGGUCUGAGCAAUUCAAUCAGCUAAGCAUUGCUCAAGCAUGACAAGAGAGUAGCGAUGUCGAGGAAAUCGG
Cladocopium goreaui is the source of this 1702-nucleotide messenger RNA. The record is from the annotation of a GenBank genome assembly. Lineage: Eukaryota; Dinophyceae; Suessiales; Symbiodiniaceae.